UGGCUGCUAAACUCCUGGUGCGACUUGUUAUGAACUGUAUACCAACGUUACGAUUCUACGUGUCAGGGUUGCAACCUCUAAGGGCUGUGAAGAUACAAGAACACAAUAUAUUUCGCUAGACUGUGGGGUGGCUUAUACGUAGGAUCCCUAUGCGAAGGUCUAACGCGGGGGUUAGCCCGCGUGAGUCCCCGGGACGUUUCUCCUGGCGCUCGGAAUCAGCGCUCGGCGAAAACGACGGGCUGCCUUCAGUUCGAUACCGGACAGCGCGAGGUGCGCGUCUCUCAUCUGGUUUUCACUGUAGCUGCUGCUGCUUCCGUUUAAACGGUGCCUGUUCGCGAACGUGAUAAAAAGACAGUGCGUUUAAGGGAUGAGGAUGUGAAAUAUUCUUCCUGACUGUAAAGACGUUAACGUGAGUGGAGAUUGAGAUUCAGUAAGGUGAUAUGAUAUUCCAACCAGAAACGAUCCCGUUCCUGACACUACAAGGAUAUCCUUAUGGGUAUUGGGAUGACAGGAAAUCCAGAAAAUCCAUCGCACUCGGUGCUAAGCAAAAAAGGGAAGAUGUCCUCUAGGAUAUCAGGAUAGAAAUUUAUACCUAGCAGGGCGGAAUGCACGAAUCGACGGAAAAUCCUAUAUAGUCCCAUAGCCUUUCAGGAUUAUAUUACGUCUACCCCCGUCCUACCCUAUCACCACCACCACCACCACCACUUUCUCCACCUACUCGAUCAACCUCUCGCAAAGGACGUCAUUCUGGUACUACCUUGGUUGGUACUACGUACCCGACAUGUAGAGCUCUGAUUCAGAGUUACCUACGUUGUCCCUGGUGAAUCUUGGAAAGGCAAAAGCUGAUUCCCAGGUCGAGUUUACACGGUUGAACCUGGGGAAUCGAUUUCCAGUAGGGGAAUCAGGACGCAUUCUGCCGUCGUUGAAGAAUAUUCGGGACAUCGGCUGGCUGGUAUGUGGAUGCUGUUAUAUCCGAUCAAGAGGAUCUUUGGAAUUCUGGAUAUUUCAUAAUAAGGAGGUGAACCAGAAACGGGAAGAAGUUACAAAAUAUUACGUAAUCUUGCGAGACUACAACUCGCAUGAAAGUUACGAGGAUUCGUCAUUGCUCCUGCGGUCAGGAGUGGCGAGGUAGAAAGUCGCCACCAUGAGAAAGAGGAGGCUUAUGGGGAUCCGAAGGUGAGAGCCUCGUCCCUUAUACGGAAAUCGACUUACAGCAAAGAGUCUCAGACAGAGGUUACGGUGGUGGGCUUGUCAGGGCCCAUGGCCCGGGGUUGGUUCAACCAGCGCUGGUGGUGGCUUCUGGUCGCGACUUUUACCGGAAUGUCCUUCCUUGCUGCCGCCGACUGGAUUUCGUAUCCAUCCGGAAAGGAUUCUCCGGGAUACGUAUCCGGUAACAAGGUUCUUGUCUAUCUACGUGAACAGUGCGAGCGCGAUAUCAACCUCAGCGAAAUACGGGAUUUCUUAUCCCAUUAUGAGUCACGCUUUACUGUUGAAGUGAUACCAAAAACUGUUACCUGCGAGUCAAGAUCAAGAGGUCUCGGUGGCCUGGUCCAGGCUCUUGGACAAACUUCAACCAGAGCCCUGAUUGCCGCACUGGAUGUCAAUACCUGCGACGUAGCAGCACGGCUGGCUCAUCUCUGGGACAAACCAUUGCUUACCUGGACCUGUCCCUUGAAAAGCGUCGAGGAGCGCGAACUGUCAUCGAUCGUACGACUGUCUCCAUCUUUACCAGCAAUGGCGGAAGCGCUCACUCAGAUUUUCCUGCACUUUAAAUGGAAAUCCGUAGCUGUUAUCGGAACGGAUCACGAACCUUGGUCCAGCUUGGACAGAGCUGUGGUUGGUGCUUUACGCAGUAUAGGAGUUCUACCACGGCAUCAUAUGGUUCUACCCUCGCGUGCAACAGUUAAGCAAAUCCACACCUCCUUACGACCCCUGCACACCAUACCCUGCCGAGUGCUCGUGUUAUGCCUGCCAUUGGAUGCUGAGUUCUCCAGCCGGGUACUCGCUGAGCUGGAUGUAAUGCGCGAAUCUCACUACUUCUUUUUACUUAACAGUGCUCGUGUUUUAUUAUUCCUUAAGGAGAGAUAA
Molecule: messenger RNA, 2088 nt
Organism: Cephus cinctus (wheat stem sawfly)
Lineage: Eukaryota; Metazoa; Arthropoda; Insecta; Hymenoptera; Cephidae
Exons: 8
Coding region: 1261-2088 (275 amino acids)
Source: RefSeq, a predicted model, not a curated record